This is a messenger RNA of Stereum hirsutum FP-91666 SS1, 3016 nucleotides long. RefSeq names its product regulator of G protein signaling. The record is from RefSeq and is a predicted model, not a curated record. Gene Ontology annotation, biological process: intracellular signal transduction. Lineage: Eukaryota; Fungi; Basidiomycota; Agaricomycetes; Russulales; Stereaceae. The transcript has 5 exons. The coding region runs from base 95 to 2026 and encodes 643 amino acids.
AUCGCCCCUCCUCUGCCCCUCCACGCCCGCCCGUCCCUCGCCCGUCCCCAUCCCUAUCCUCCCCUCUCUUUCUUCCCUCCAUUAAUCCAUAAUAAUGGCUCCCCAGCAGGACGCUCCAUCAGCCUCCUCAUCGCACAUGAUGAAGACCACAAAGCGCGGUCGUCCUUUUCUCAAAGACACCCUCGACCUUUUCGCAACAUUAAUUGUAUCCCUCCAGCUCACGACCCACAAACAGUUUUUCCGGUCUUUCCCAAACUCGUUUACAACCGAUGAGGCAGCACUCAACCUUGCGUCGCUGAAAUUCUCCCAAUCCAAUCGCGGGCCGGACCCCAGAGAACCCUCACGCGUUAUCACCACCACGACAACCACGACUUUCUCUAUGACCCGCGAAAUGGCAAAGGCAAUGUCCCAGCACUUCAUGGACGCACGCCUCAUCGAGAACGCCGCAGACCCCUCCUCUAAUCUCUUCAAGGACAGAGGCGUGUACAUCCUCACCCCCAAAGGCCUCCACGUCCUCGAACGCUUCAUCAGCCGCAACGGUAUCAACGGCGACCAUCUCGCCCACGUUUUCGCGACCCAGCCCAUCUGCAUGAAGCUCCUCCAUCUCGAGCGACGCUCCGUUGACGACGAAAUCAUCGUCUCCCAGUCCGUUAUCACCGCCCUCUUCCGUCGCUUCCUCGGCCGUCAGGCAAACUACGCGCCCAGCUCGCAGGUCACAGUCGAGGCGAACCAGGCCUACCACGAUCGCUCAAAGGGUAUCCAGCUCAUGGACGUCGCCGACCGCUCUCAGCUCUCCUCGCGCUCGCAACAAGCGGUGCACAAGUACUGCUUCGCCGCCCUUGCCGCCCUCGAGUGGCUCUGCGACUUUACCUCCGUCGUCGGUAGGGAAGAGGCUGCUGAGAUGGCCGCCCAGUUCGUACGCUUCGGUCUCAUCACGCUCGUCAGCGACAAAAGGAAGAACAACGAUUCUGCCAUCAUCUUCACCGUCCGUGGCUCCGCUCCUGGAGGCAACUCACCCGUGACCCAAACCGGUGAGUUCCGUUGCACCGCCAAGGCCAUUUACAAGGUCACAGAGGAGGGUGUCCGUGUUGCACGAUGGGACAGCCGUGGCGGUCAGCGUGAUUCGCCCAGCAGCUCCACCGCGAACCUGGCCGGCGCCGAGCGCUCAUCGACGGACGUCAACAAGGAUGCCGCCGCCGCUGCUCCCAACGAAGCCAAGCUCCACCGUCGCAUCUCCAUGGCCGAGAAGAUGAACGCCCACGACCGUCAUAACAAGGAGUCCAACACGGAGCGUCUGCGAUUCAUCAUUGACCAGCCUCCACUUCGACACCUCUUCCGCGAUUUCCUCCGGGAUAAUUUCUGCGAGGAGAAUCUGUCGUUCUACCUCGAGGUCGAGGACUUCCGUCGCAAGUUCAACAUCACCUCUUCUGCGUCGUCGGCUGCUCCCCGCCCACCUACUGCCGGCCCACAAUCGUCAGCGAAGGGGAACCCGAACACUCCAGGCCAGCUCGCAAUGGAGCAGCAUCACGAAGCGCUGAUCCACCAGGCCUUCCUCAUUUACCAGAUGUACCUUGCGCCUUCGAGUCAAUGCGAGUUGAACAUUGAUCACGGUUUGCGGAAUGAGCUGUCGGGCUACCUCAGCGAGGUCAUGACCGGCCUCACUGGUGCUCCCUUCCAGGGUCGUCUCGAGCCGGAGCAGCUCAGCGCGUUCAACGCGACCCAGCUGCAGACCUUGAUCCAGCUCUACGGGCGUAUCCAGACUCACGUUUUCCGUCUGAUGGCCACUGACUCCGUUCCUAAGUUCACGAAGACACCGCGCUUCGUGAAGCUGCGCCAAGAGAACGACGAGUACGAUUUCCUGGAUAGUGACAUCCCGUACGUGUCGAACGCGGCGCCAUCAGUACCACCUGGGUUGGACCCUGAAUCUGAGGAGGUUGGUGGCGCGUACAUGACCGUCUCCCAACAGGCGAGCGAGUCCCGCGCACGGCCACCACGGGAAAACGCGAACUGGUCAGAGAAGUCAUAAUAAACGUUCUCUCCCCUUGGUCGCGGUUUCCUUGUUCAGGUUUCGUUCGUCUGGCUGGCCAAAAUCUCGAUGGACUGUACUUGCAUGCAUGCUUACGCUCACGCUACCCCACGCACGUUACCACAUCUCUCCUCUACCUAAUAGUACUUGCUGGCGGGCGCCACUCGUCGUUGUCUUUUAUCUCCCGUCCUAGUCGCCAUCUUUUCGUCUUCAUUUUCUUAUCUGCUCAGUGCGUCGUGGGUUGUCUUCCUUCUUGGCUAGGCUGCUCCGUCUUCUCAAUUCAUUAUCGCGGACCCCCAGCAUCGUGCAUUUAUUACUUCCUUCAAUUUUGCUGUUUGUUUCCUCGCUCCUGUGGGGUUUAGUCUUUUUCACUUUCGUAAUCUGUGCAUUUUAACUACUUCCCCCUUCUUUAUCUAUGGGUUCUCUUUUCUCUUCUUCUCCACAAUCUGUGCAUAUACACUACCCGCCUGCUGUACAUCCGCCGAAGACCUCUUGACUCUUCCAUCCGCAUCCCCCGCACUGGUUUCUCAAGAGUGUAUCGCAUGCAACGGAACCUCCUCAACAUCCUUUCACUUUCUCCGUUUCCUUACUUCUCCGACUCUGUCUGUCUCCCUGACGCUCGUCUCUCCUCACUCUCGAAUUUCCAUACCAAGUUAUGUAACACUUAUAGUACCUUACCCGUCGCGGCCUGUAGCCUCCUUCACUCCGAGAGUGGUUACGCGCGAUAUCCCGAGUCCCGAACUAAUACUGAUUGAUGCGUUCUGCGCCUGUGUGUUGUAACCCGAUUUUGACCACGGUGUGGACGCUCGAUUUCUCCUCUUAUCUUCUCUUCGUCUCUUCGCACAAUCAUCCACCCAUCCAUGAUCCAUUCAAUCCAUCUAUCUCCUGAAUUUUGUUACACAUCCAUGCAUCCGAUCCGUCCAUGCCAAUUCAAUCCAAUCCCAUCUUCUCCCGUGCCCGUGCCCGUGGCUCCUGUCUCAGUCUCCUGUG